GGCCAUUGUACAAACGAACUACUCACGUUGCUAAAUUUAUUACUAACCUCUAAACACUUAAAAUAUUUAAAAUUAUAUUUCUUGCAAUGUAUUGAAUUAAAACAAAAUGGCAGAAUCAACAAUAGUAGUUAAAGCAAAACCUCAACGCAAAGUUUUCAAAGCCACUCGAAUUACAAAAAUUCCAGAUCGUAUUCUAAAUGACCCUAAACUACAAGCAGCUGCCGCUGUGUUACCGAAGAAUUACAAUUUUGAGAUUCCCAAAACAAUAUGGAGAAUUCAAGAAUUAAAGCCUAAAAUGGUAGCCUUACAAAUGCCCGAAGGUUUAUUAAUUUUUUCUACAACUCUAGCUGAUAUUAUAAAAGAAUUUACGGGGGCUGAUACAGUUAUCAUGGGUGAUGUGACUUAUGGUGCUUGUUGUAUAGAUGAUCUGACAGCUAAAGCUUUAGGGGUAGAAUUAUUAAUUCAUUAUGGCCAUAGCUGCUUAAUACCAAUUGAUCAAACAUCUGGCGUUAAAAUGCUUUACAUUUUUGUUGAUAUAAAAGUGGAUCCCUUACAUUUCAUAGAAACUGUAAAAUUUAACUUUGAUAAAAGUGCAAAAAUAGCUUUAGUUAGUACAAUACAAUUUGUGACAACUUUACAAGCUGUUUCCAAAAUGCUUGGUGAAAAUGGCUAUGAUAUAUCAAUACCACAGUUUAAACCUCUUUCUCCAGGAGAAAUAUUAGGUUGUACAGCUCCAGUGUUAAGAUGUUGUGACACAGUAAUAUAUUUAGGAGAUGGUCGGUUUCAUUUGGAGGCUGUUAUGAUUGCCAAUCCUAAAGUAAAAGCAUAUAAAUAUGAUCCUUACAGUAAGAUUAUUACUCAGGAGUUGUAUGAUCAUGAACAAAUGGAAAUUAUCAGAAAAAAUUGCAUAGAAGAUGCAAAAUUAGUGGGUAAAUUUGGUGUUAUAAUGGGGACUUUAGGAAGACAAGGUAGUCCUAAAGUAGUAGAACAUUUACGAAAACGUAUCACAGAGACGGGUAGAUCAGCUGUGGUCAUAUUAUUAUCAGAGAUAUUUCCAAAGAAGAUAGAACUAUUUUCAAAACUUGAUGCUUUUGUUCAGGUAGCUUGUCCAAGGUUGUCAAUUGAUUGGGGAAAAUCAUUUACAAAACCAUUUUUGACUCCCUACGAAUUAGCCAUCACACUAGGAGAUGCACAGUGGCACAAAGAGGAUAAAAGUUAUCCUAUGGAUUUCUAUGCAAAUGCAAGUAUUGGACCUUGGACACCUAAUCACAAACCAGAAGAACUUAGUGUAAACACUUGUUGUGGAAAAUGUCCUUAAAAUAAGAUAUUUACUAGGUGAAUUUGUAUAUAUUUGUUUUAUAAUAAAUUUAAUUUAAUUUUA
This is a messenger RNA of Sitophilus oryzae (rice weevil), 1381 nucleotides long. It is a transcript of the gene Dph1, whose product is annotated as 2-(3-amino-3-carboxypropyl)histidine synthase subunit 1. Lineage: Eukaryota; Metazoa; Arthropoda; Insecta; Coleoptera; Curculionidae. The coding region runs from base 107 to 1318 and encodes 403 amino acids. The transcript is spliced from 2 exons. Gene Ontology annotation, biological process: protein histidyl modification to diphthamide. Gene Ontology annotation, molecular function: 2-(3-amino-3-carboxypropyl)histidine synthase activity. The record is from RefSeq and is a predicted model, not a curated record.